CAGCGCCCAUGAAGUAACGAUAACUGAAUGCAGCGUAAAUGAAACAAAAGAAUUUAAGUUAAAUACGCAUUUAAGAGGCGAACUAUUACACAUACAUAAUUAUUUUAAAGUGCGAAAUAUAUCAGGGCCGAAUCGGAAUAGAGUACAUUCGCACUUGACUAAUUUCAACUCUGCAAUGUUGACACCAAAGUCAGUUUUGAUUACCGGUUCCAGUCAGGGCAUUGGCCUGGAGUUUGUUAAAGCCUUCCUGAAGUUGACAUCUCCUCCAAAACAUAUAUUCGCUUCUUGUAUCAACAAAGAACAAGCGGGGGAUCUGGACGAAAUAGCAAAGACCAAUCCAUGCGUGAAAGUCAUUGAACUAGAUGUCGAGAAACAAGAUUCAGUUGAAAAGGCACGCGAUGUUGUACAGUCGACAGUCCAAGAUGAAGGUCUGAAUUUACUUGUAAACAACGCAGGAAUACUGAAACGGAUGGGCUUCCAUGAUGUAACACGUGAAGAUAUGAGAAAACAUUACGAAGUAAACUGCAUUGGUCCACUAAUGAUGGCAAAGACAUUUUAUCCACUAUUGAAACAAGCAGCAAGUCGAUGUCCAGGUGAACCCAUGUCUUGUAGUAAAGCUGCCAUUAUCAAUGUUGGUUCAGGUCAAGGGUCAAUAACAGAAAAUGCAUCCAGCGGAAUGUACCCAUACAGGGCAUCAAAGUGUGCACUAAACAUGAUGAUGACAUGUUGGAGCAUUGAUUUGAAAGCAGACGGUAUACUGUGUGCAUCAAUAGCCCCAGGCUGGGUAAGAACCUCCAUGGGAGGUCAGAACGCUGCUGUUACCACGGAAGAAAGCUUGAAAGCCAUGUUUGAAACCAUGGAGAAGCUUGGGGAUGAAGAUACUGGCAAAUUUUUACAUGCAACAAGAGGAGGAACUGUGGUACCCUGGUAGAUCCAGCUCUGGAGAUUGUU
Messenger RNA from Ruditapes philippinarum (Manila clam), 951 nucleotides. RefSeq names its product C-signal-like. NCBI's taxonomy places the organism in Eukaryota, Metazoa, Mollusca, Bivalvia, Venerida, Veneridae. The record is from RefSeq and is a predicted model, not a curated record. The transcript is spliced from 5 exons. Bases 176 to 931 code for a protein of 251 amino acids.